Molecule: messenger RNA, 1158 nt
Organism: Diaporthe citri
Lineage: Eukaryota; Fungi; Ascomycota; Sordariomycetes; Diaporthales; Diaporthaceae
Exons: 3
Coding region: 1-1158 (385 amino acids)
Biological process (GO): positive regulation of transcription by RNA polymerase II
Cellular component (GO): nucleus
Molecular function (GO): transcription cis-regulatory region binding; DNA-binding transcription factor activity
Source: RefSeq, a predicted model, not a curated record
AUGUCCAUCAGUGACAAGGAUCUUUUCCAGUAUUUCCAAUAUGCGGCUUCCCAGUCUCUCACCACCUUCGGCCGCAACCCAGCUAGUUUGGGAAAUGUCCUCAUGCGUGCCGCCCACACAAACAAGUCAAGCUCGGCCACUGCCGUUCUGCAGUCACUCCUUGCGUUGUCCUCACUGCAUCGCUAUGGUGUUCAAUCACAGGCGGUCAAGCUGAAAAUCGCGAGCCUGAAGGCACUGGCGGCAGCAGCCAAUUCGGAGGGCAAGUUGGGUGUCACCGAAGUAAUCCAGCACAUUGCCGCCGGAAUGUUGCUGUGUUCUUUUGAGGUCCACCAAUCUUCUUGUACCUCAAGUCAAUGGUCCUGUUAUCUUGCCGCCGUCAAGCAGUUGCUCGAGGCGUCCGAGGUUGCAACGCCACAGGAGCAUGAAGACCUGGCUGCCUUGUUAGACUGGGUGUACUAUCACGAUGUCAUGAUGCGCUUCACUCUACAACACUGGCACGGGGAAGAUAUUGGGUUUCCUUGUGACACCUUGACUGCGACCAAAGGCUACGCUCAACAACUGCCAGCACUUAGAAUGAGACGGAGUUGUAUAUCCCAGCAACCAUCCUCAACUUCAGCCCUCCCGGAACUACUAUCCGAAUUCUGUGACUCGGUGCCGCGGUCUCCUUCGGGCGUAGCAAACGGCCAAGCUCUUGACGAUCACAAAGCCUUCUUGACUGUUCUCGACUGGAGGAUCAGAACGGUACCGGUCUUGCUUAAACCCGACGAGGCUGUGGAUAUAACGACGGCAGUCGAGAUUUACCGGCUGGCUGUCCAUGUAUAUGUUAACCGAGUGAGCGAAAAUGUUCUCGGCCAGGCAGCCCGGACCCAGCAACGUAUCGAUGAGGGCUUCGCACUGCUUUCCCAGCUGCCCUCCUGCGAGCGGCAAUUUCCUAUCCUGGUGCUGGGUUGCGAGGCUCGGACUGACGACCAACGAGCAAUUAUCUUGGAUCUCAUCUCGAGGACAGAGAAGAGAGUCACGUCACGGUCUUUCAACCAUGUGACAGUGUUGCUGCAUGCACUUUGGGCUCAAGAUGAUCUCGCCGAUAGCGAGUUGAACUACUGGACGAAGCUCACUUCUAUCAUCAGUGGCUGCGCCAUUGCGCCUAGCCUAGUCUAA